This is a messenger RNA of Frankliniella occidentalis (western flower thrips), 6179 nucleotides long. Its product is annotated as exportin-T. NCBI's taxonomy places the organism in Eukaryota, Metazoa, Arthropoda, Insecta, Thysanoptera, Thripidae. Gene Ontology annotation, cellular component: nuclear pore; nuclear matrix; cytoplasm. The coding region runs from base 590 to 3526 and encodes 978 amino acids. The record is from RefSeq and is a predicted model, not a curated record. The transcript is spliced from 17 exons. Gene Ontology annotation, molecular function: tRNA binding; small GTPase binding. Gene Ontology annotation, biological process: tRNA re-export from nucleus.
GCGGAAGCGGGAGCGCGUGGUUAUGAACCGGCCACGGCCGUCGGGUCGGACUCUGAUGUAAACGGAGCCAUAUUGGCCAGCGUACAAACACACGUGAACUGCCCACCCAAACCUUUUCGGCGAAAUUAAAACGGCUGUAUGAUUCGGAAAUUUAUGAUAACCGACCCUUGACAAGGGCGACAUAUGGGUGGAAUUAGAGCGUUGCGUCAUCUUUCCGAUGCUGGCUGGUCCAAGUAGGCCAUGAACUUCAAUAUUUGUAUGCAUACGCCCGUGAACAAGCACACAGAAAACGUAGAGUUUCAUCAGCUUAAGUGUGAUUUGUGCUGUGUGUGGGGUUGAUCUGGAGACGAGUUGUACUGCUGUUCCUCCUUUCGGCGCAUAGGCUCUACGGUUCUUCGGUGUUAAAAUCCAGCCUGUCGCCCAGAAAAACAUCGGGCGGUGCUACUUUUUUGAGGUUAUGUCGUUCUUCUAACGUGGCCUGGCAGCGUGCAAAUUGAAGCUUUUUUUCGGGAUGCCCUGAUGAAAAUCAGAAUUUUUCGUGCUAUGAUCGACAAAUAUUCUUUCGUGACUUAACUACUGUCACCAGCACAUGGAUCAACAAAUUUUAGGGGUUGCCAUGUCGUUACCUAUUGGCAGCAUCGGGUCCUUAGGGCCUGGUGUGGGUGACGGAAUGGGUGUAAAUGUGAAUGGUGGUAACUGGAGAAUGUGUCUCAAUGAACUUGUUGGUGAGAGAUCUUCUCUUCUGGAUUCCCAAACCAAGUUCCUGUAUCUCAAGGUUUUGGAGGUCUAUAUACAAACACAAUAUGGCAGCGCCCCUGCCGAAGAACAAAUUGAACUUCGUCAAUACUUACUGCGGUGGAUCAUUCUACAGUGCUCCCAACAAAUUCCUGAACAAAAAUUUAUUCGUAAUAAAAUGGGUCAAAUUUUCUCUUUGGUGUUUGUAAAAGACUAUCCACAUCGUUGGCCCUCCUUUUUCACUGAUCUAGUUGGCACUCUCUCUCUGGGUCGGGUUUCUGUAGAAUUCUUCCUUGUUGUCCUUUCGGCCAUGGACACAGAGGUUUUCAGCCCAAAGUAUAAUAGAAGUGAUGAGCUCAUUCGGCGCAGUACUCAACUUAAAGACACCAUGAGAGAAGCUAGUGUGCAAGUCUUGGUGGAUUCAUGGUUCCAGAUUCUUACCACAUGGCAUGCUGAACCAGAAAUUGUUACAGCUUGUUUGGAAGUAACAGGCGCCUAUGUGCCUUGGAUCGAUGUUACAACUGUAGCAAAUGACAAGUUCCUCCCCGUAGUUCUGCAGCUCAUGCGUAAUGAGUAUGCCCGGGCUGCUGCGGCGGACCUUUUGUGUCAGGUUGUUGACAAGGGCAUGGAUAAUCUUGAUAAGCUGCAGUUAAUUACUAGAAUGCUGGUUCUGUUAAGGAAUUUUGAAGUUCCACUACUUCCUUCUCAGGUUGAUUGUGUGGCAUACUCCGCCAAUAUGGCUAACUUAGUUAAUAGCAUUGGCCUCAACCUCCUGGAGGCAUAUGAUAGACUUAAAGAGAAAGGCGCUCUUGAGGCUGCUGAAGUAGCAUACAAUGCUGCUGAAGAAAACAUAUUAUACAUGGAUGGAUAUCUUCAACAUGAUGAUGAAAAUGUUUGCCUCAAAGUCACGAGAUAUGCCAAGGAAUACAUUAAGAAACUCAAAGGCAAAGCUCUGACUGAGAAGCAAAUUCAAAUAGUUCAAAAACUCCUAAAAACUGUUAUUGAUAAAUUAAAAUUGCAUCCUGAUUACUUCAGAACUUCUAAUGAAGAUCGCCAACAAUCUCUUUUGGACUUGAGGAAUGAAUUCAAGAUAAUUUUUGUUAAUUUACUUGCAAUUGACAAAGAUAGAGUCACUCAGCUGGUUUACCAAGUUGUCACAAGCGUUCUCAAGGACCUUCAAACCUACUCUACUAGUGAGGUUGAGUGUGUAAUAUUCAUACUGUAUGUCCUUGGCGAAGCUUUGCCUGCUGCUGGUUCUUCACCGCCUCAAAACAAUCAAGAAACACAGAGUGCUAACAACCUUAUUCGCCUCAUGCUAUUGGAGCUCCUUUCAUCCGGGGUCAGUAAUCAUCCCGACCCUGCAGUCAAACUGCAAUUUCUAGAAACUGUGUCUCGCCGAGACAAAUUAUUUUUGAAGGAGCCAGAACUGAUUCCCCCUGUGCUGGAGGCAUUUCUGGAUCACCGGGGCUUACGCAGCACUGAUAAAAAACUCAGGGCAAGAGCUGCAUGUCUCUUCCAGUUAUUUGUUAAAAGUUUAAGAUCUACAUUAGCAUCAUAUUCAUACCAAGUAAUAGCAAGUUUAAAAGACUUCUUGGAACUGAGCUUACCCCAAAGCAAUGGAACCUGGCUUUGCCAUGAAGAUCAGCUGUAUUUAUAUGGGGCUGUUGGGUUAUUGAUUGUUUCUGGCACAAACUCCCCUGAGGAAAAGGGAGAAACUAUUAGGAAUCUCUUGGUGCCAGUCGUAGCUAGAUAUCAGGAACUUUCUGCUCAAUUAACAACUGAACAAAAUGAAGAGCAAAGAGCAGCUCUGGCCCAUAGCAUGUGCCAUGCUAUGGCUGUUGUCACGGGAGUUAGCAAAGCAUUCAAUAACCUGAAAGACACAAGAGUCUUCGGAUGUUUCCAAUUGUACUAUGAAGUUCUACAGGUCUUCCUAACUUGUUUACAGAGCCCUAAUCAAAAAGAGCUGCUGCAAAGUGGCCUUCGUCAGUUUCUGCAUCGAAUGGUGAUUUGCUUAGAGGGAGAAGUACUGCCUUUUAUACCAUUUGUUCUGCAAGCUGUGCUCCGUGACAAUGAUGCCUUCCUACUCUCUGAAUUUAUGCCUUUGGUUCUUCAAGUCAUAAUGAAGUUCAAGAAGGAUUCUGCAUCGCUUGUACAACAACUUAUGGCCCCAACCCUAGCAACAUUCACAGCUGCUUGGGCAGCUGACACAGAUAAAGACAAUCCAUACGCUCAAGAAGAGAAUCACUAUCUUUUCAGAAGUUUUCUUGGACUUGUGAGUGCAAUAGUCACAAACAACAUUCUAGAAGUUUUAUUAGCCCAAGAGCCUCACACUUUGCAACAAGCUCUUGAUUGGGUUAUUCAAGGAACUUAUCAUGACCCAGACCCCACUGCACAAAAAAGUUGCUACACUAUUUUGAAAAAGAUGGUUGACCAGUGGGGUGGCGUUGGUGAGAAACCAGAUGGCUUCUCUGAAUUUUUAUAUGAGAGAGUUGUACCGGCAUGCUACUUGCCUUUGAAAUCACUUGAUGAAUCUUCCCUUGAGUCUCGUGCUGUUGGCAAAGAAUGCUCUCAACUGAUUGCAUCUAUUUUUAAGAAAAGGGGUGAUGAGUUUUUAUGCCAUCUGCAGAAUACUUUCUUACCUUCUCUUGGUCUUGAACCAAGAAUUUGUGAAGCUCAUAUCAAGACUAUUCGUGAGGGCAAAAACAUAUACCAGAAUUGUGUUGAGGUACUCCGCUGCGCUGAUGAAGCUGUCAUUUCCCGCAGUGGCAUUAGACAUCAUGUGAGCAAAUAGCAUUUGUGGUUUGCUGGCCAGACCACAUUCGAGUACACUCUAUGGCAGAGUUUGCUCGCUGGUGGGAUCCUAGUGCCAGCUGCAAAGUAUCCCAACAUCCCACUAGUUACAGGUGAGCUCUCCAGCACUUGUAUAGGUCAGCAUUAAAUAUUUUUUGUGGCAAAUGCCUUGUGAUGUUAUAUUUUAGAACAAUAUUUUGUCAGUGGUUAUAGUUAGAGUGUCUCUCACUUCGCAAAGAGUGAAUGCAUUGAAAAUGUAAGUGUAGAAAUACUACAGUUUUAUUUUAUAAGUCUGAUGAGCAUGACACCAUAAUGAAGUCCAACAUUCCCUUUACACUUUCUUUUAAGGAAGUGAGCUACCAAAAAGUCAGUUGUAUUUUGUUGCUUUAAAAGCUGUAUCAUGUAUUACUCUAAACUUCUGGAAAGUUUUUGUUCUGUUUUGUUUUAGUUUGAGAACUAAGCCUGAUCUUCAAAAAAUGUAUCCAGUUGGAUUAGUGCCUAAUAUUAUCUGGUGAUUUGGUUCAAAAGUAACUUUUUAUUUGACUUUCAAAAAUUGUUACUCAACAGCCAAACUCUUUCUGUUUGAAUUUUAAGUUACAAGUAAAGGAAAUUUUGCUCAAAGUGUGCUGCUGUAAACUGUUCAAAUUUUCAAUUUGCGCCAAUUUACUUGAAACUGAGAAUUGGUAAUACUAAUUAAAUAAAAGGAUGUGUAUUUGGUGCGUGUCAAUUUCAGGUAAUGUUAUGUGUGAAUGUGGUCCAGUUUCCAUUUCAUGAGGUUGACAUGUAUUGUGCAUGUUCUUUAAACAUGUUUCAAGUUUGUCAGUAUAUGUGUCUGUGUUGCUUCUGUGCAAUAUCUGUGGUAAUCUCACAUGUAGUGUUUUCAUCAGUUUUAUAUGUUUAUCUUGCAUUGACAUUUAUAUAUUGUACAUUGCAUUUGCACAAAAAGAAUGAAGCGUAGUCUGUGAUCAAUAAUUCGCCUGUGAGUAUGUAAUGGUUCUUCUCUAUGUGGAAUUGUCAUGUUACUUGUCAGGCAUUGUGCCUUAUGUGAGAAAUAAAUGUACAACUGCCGGGUUUACCAAUAAUUAUGUCAUUGUUUGUUUCUAAUAUUGUGGAUGCGAGGUGGUAGCUAUUGCACUGAGGUGCUUAAGUGAUGUCUUCCAUUUUGACAUUACUGCAUGUUCUGUGAAAUCUUAGGUUACUGGUUAUUUUGGUUCUCAAUUUUAAGAGCACUUGCUUGGUUUUUCUGAUUUAUCAAAUAUCUAUCUGACUGCGGGGCCAGUUAUCUGUAAAGCUAUGAAUUUUUGAUUCAUAGUGAUCAAAAUUUAAUGUAAGUGUUUGUGCUGACACUAUGUGCAAUACAAAGCAAGUAUCUUUUAAUUGGGAUUUCUAAUCUUUACUGGGAAAGACGUGCAGUAGAAUUGAGUGUGCUAAUAUUCUGUGUCCCAAUUAUUUUUUAUCUGAUGCCAUGACUGGAUGUAGGACGCUUAUGUAUUAAAUGCAAUGCUAACCAAACAUAACAUAUUUAGUUUUGAAACUGUUGAUAUUUGGAUGCUAUUUUUUUGUGUAGUUGUGUGAAAAUUAUAGGUACUGGAAAAAGUGCAAUUGACGCAGGAUGCAUGGGUGCUUCCCCAUAUUUACAACGUUAUGGAUUUGGCUGCCAUUUUUUACAGUUUCUCUUGUAUUUGUUUAUGCAUCACUGAAUUUAUCUGUAUGGCUUUUGUUGUUGUUAAUCUUGUUAUUGACCAUUUUGAUGUUGUGUCAACAUUUCAUUCAUUAAACUCAUAAUAAUGUGAAAUCUAUGAAUCAUACUUGCAGAGUUUACAUCAAACCUUUGACUUGUACUCAUUUGGUUUCACUGCAGUGCUUGAAGCUACUUGAAUUCUUAUAUCCUAUUUUCUUCAUGUGUCAAACAUGUUUUCUUUAACUGCAAUAUCUAUGUAAUUCAUCAGGGCUAUAUUUCAAGAUAGCUUUUCAUGAAAAAAGCACUCUUUUCAUUUCAAUUCAUUGCACUGCAAUUAUGAUUCAUUUUCAACUGUCUGAAAAAAUUUCUUUUCAUCAGAAAUUUGAGUUUUUCAUUUGUCUGUUACAUUGUUUCUUGUUAGUUUCUUUUUUCUGUUUCGCUUCAUUUUAGCACCUUGCAUAAUUUGUAAACAGUAGAGAGUGAAGGAAGGGUGAUUUUAAACACUUAAAGUGUGAAUUUAAACACCAUUUCUACUGCACUAGAGAUGCUAUUUAUGAAAUUAUAUUAAUAUAUUGAACUGAAAAGCAUAAAUAAACAUGAUGAAGUCCUGGAUGACUGAGUCAAAUGAGAUUUUUAUAUUGUACAAUUGUAAUACAAUUGUUGUACAUAGUGUAUAUAUGAACUGGUAUUUAAUUCAAGUGUAAAAUUGUUCGACAUCAGAACAGAUUGCUUUGUGCCCGCGGCGCUAUGCUGUUACUGUAACCAGUCAGUGCCUUCUGCUGUUACUUGAGGCAGUUUCAUAUGACCAAUAUGUAUUUAAUAAUUCAAAGAACUAAAUAUCUUAAAUUCAUUGAUUGCUGUAUGAAUAUUUCAGAAUCAUUUUUUUAUCUAUGUUUGUAUAUGCAUAUCUAGUCUUCUGACGUACUCUGAACUGAUGUAGGGUGUUUACAAUAAAAUGCAGCUUGCAGAAUGA